Danio aesculapii is the source of this 1716-nucleotide messenger RNA. It is a transcript of the gene kcnk12, whose product is annotated as potassium channel, subfamily K, member 12. Gene Ontology annotation, cellular component: membrane. The coding region runs from base 161 to 1393 and encodes 410 amino acids. The transcript has 3 exons. Gene Ontology annotation, biological process: potassium ion transmembrane transport; stabilization of membrane potential. NCBI's taxonomy places the organism in Eukaryota, Metazoa, Chordata, Actinopteri, Cypriniformes, Danionidae. The record is from RefSeq and is a predicted model, not a curated record. Gene Ontology annotation, molecular function: potassium ion leak channel activity.
AACAUCGAAGUGCCCCAAAGCAGCAACUCUAGAGGAUCCUUGCCUUUGAAAACAAGAAAUGGAUCAAUUAAGCUGGUUUUGGAUUGUGCAGCAGCAGCUCUAGAGGAUCCAUGUCAUUGCAUUGGUCGCUGUCCACUGCGCCGGUGGUGCUGAAAUCUGGAUGAUGCCGGCGCAGAGACUGCAGGGCUGCCGCUCCCUUCACAUUAACGAAGACAAUGGACGCUUUCUGCUGCUCGCCCUGCUCAUCAUCGUGUACCUGCUGUGCGGCGCUGCGGUGUUUUCCGCCAUCGAGAGGCCGUCCGAGCUGCGGGCGCACGGGCGCUGGAACCGGACCCUCCUCAACUUUAGCGACGCGUUCAAUAUCAGUUUGCAGGAUCUGAGCUCCUUCCUGAAAGAGUACGAGGCUGCGAUUGCUGCUGGAGUUCGGGUCGAUGCUCUUCGACCCAGAUGGGAUUUUACUGGGGCGUUUUACUUUGUUGGAACGGUGGUGUCUACUAUUGGCUUUGGCAUGAGCACCCCUGUGACAGUCGCCGGGAAGAUUUUCCUGAUCUUCUACGGUCUAUUAGGCUGCGCGGCCACCAUCCUCUUCUUCAACCUCUUCCUGGAGCGCAUCAUUACCCUGCUGGCGGUGGUGAUGAAGGCUGUGCGUCUGCGGCGUCUGCGCACCAGCGGCCUCCUUCCGCCGGGAAUCUGCCAGGACUUCGCCGCCAGCACGUUACCAGGCUGGAAACCCUCGGUGUACCACGUUAUGCUGAUCCUGGGUCUGUCAGCCAUCGUGAUCUCCUGCAGCGCGUCAGCCAUGUAUACCCCAGUGGAGGGCUGGGCGUAUCUGGACUCGCUUUAUUUCUGCUUCGUCACUUUCAGCACCAUUGGGUUCGGGGAUUUGGUGAGCAGUCAAAACGCUGCGUACGACUACCAAGGACUCUAUCGGCUAGCCAACUGUCUGUUUAUAUUGGCUGGAGUGUGUUGCAUUUAUUCCCUCUUCAACGUCAUCUCUAUUGUAAUUAAGCAAGUCCUCAAUUGGAUGUUGGGGAAAAUGAGUUGCCUGUGCUGCCAGAGAUGCAACAAAGCCAAUGCUUUCUUAGGACGGCGUAAUGCUAUCAGACCCGGGUCUAGACUCCGACGCGGACGAUUCGGACAGACGCCGGAUUCCGAUGGGCCUUGCGAUAGCGAUACCGAAGGCCGACGGCUUUCAGGGGAGAUGAUCUCCAUGCGGGAUCUGACGGGAUCUAAUAAGAUAUCUCUCGCAAUUAUGCAGAAACAGCUGUCGGAAUCCGCUAAUGGAUAUCCCAGAACGGUGUGCGGAAGUUCACGACAGAAUGGAUUUUCAGGUGGCGUCGGAGCACUGGGUAUCAUGAAUAAUCGAUUAGCAGAAACCAGUGACUCUAGGUAGGGUUAAAAUCUCUAAAAAAUGAAGUGAAUCCAACCUUCUCUCUCUGGAAGACGAGCAGUUUUUGGGUCGUGUCGAAAUUUGUCUUGAGCUCGUGUAGAUCAGCAUGGCUUGCAUGAAUUGUGUAGGAUCUCCUGUAGGAUUUUGGGGAUUUCAGCUUGCAACAGAAUGCGUAGGAAGCAUUGAUGCAUUCUGAGGAUAUCGGAAAGAUCAUAUCGAUGAGUUGUAAGUCAUAAUUACAAGCAAGAAGCAAGAAAGGUUUGUGUCAGUGAGAAAACGUGAGACGGACGAAGCUUUUAUAUUAAUAGUCAGUUUGUUUAUGAAUC